AUGUCACCCCCACCUUCCAUCAUGACCACUGGCUACGAAAUGCCAGGAAUUGCGUCCAACGAAGCAGAGCGCGCUGGGGCUCGCCCUCGCGCUCACGACAACGACAACCUCGUCUCCGAAUCCUCCGACGAUAGUGACUCCGAUGUGCCGAUCGUACAAGUCUCCACAUAUCCAUCGGGUAAGAUGUCUUUGGCGGGCAUCUCACUGCGCGCAAUGCUGCUUGGAACCUCGCUCGGGCUCACCUCCAGUAUGGCAUUGCUCCUGAGCACGGUCUAUUCGACGCCGCUGUGGCGGGCACCGUUUUUCGUGGCUUCGCUAAGUCUGUUUCACUUUCUGGAAUUUUGGGUGACCGCGCAAUACAACACCCGGUAUGCGACAGUCUCUGCGUUCCUACUGUCGUCGAACGGGUGGGCAUAUAAUGUUGCGCAUGGGUCUGCAAUUGUGGAGUGUAUCGUCUCGCAUUAUUUCUUCCCUGGACAGACGUCGUUCGGUCGACUGCUUACAGUGACAGAGCCUGUGUUUGGGAGGGAGGUCUCGCUGCUUCUCGUUGCCGGAUUUAUACUGCUGGCUGUUGGACAGGUGGUUCGCACAAUCGCCAUGGCGACCGCUGCUAGUAACUUCAACCAUCAUGUGCAAAGUCAGCAUCAGGAGGGCCAUGUGUUGGUGAAGAGUGGUCUCUACGGCUACCUGCGACAUCCGAGUUAUUUCGGGUUCUUCUGGUGGGGACUUGGGACUCAGUUGGUGCUUGGGAAUGCGGUAUGCUUUGUUGGGUAUGCGCUGGUAUUGUGGCGGUUCUUCUCGAGCAGAAUCAAGCGCGAGGAGGCUUACUUGAUCUCUUUCUUUGGCGACGAGUAUGUUCAAUACAGAACAAACACCCCAGUGGGAAUCCCCGGGAUUUAG
Penicillium brevicompactum is the source of this 900-nucleotide messenger RNA. Its product is annotated as protein-S-isoprenylcysteine carboxyl O-methyltransferase. Gene Ontology annotation, biological process: C-terminal protein methylation. The coding region runs from base 1 to 900 and encodes 299 amino acids. The transcript is spliced from 2 exons. Gene Ontology annotation, molecular function: protein C-terminal S-isoprenylcysteine carboxyl O-methyltransferase activity. Lineage: Eukaryota; Fungi; Ascomycota; Eurotiomycetes; Eurotiales; Aspergillaceae. Gene Ontology annotation, cellular component: endoplasmic reticulum; membrane. The record is from RefSeq and is a predicted model, not a curated record.